This is a messenger RNA of Corythoichthys intestinalis (scribbled pipefish), 4897 nucleotides long. RefSeq names its product glutamate receptor ionotropic, kainate 1-like. The record is from RefSeq and is a predicted model, not a curated record. The transcript has 18 exons. Gene Ontology annotation, biological process: monoatomic ion transport; modulation of chemical synaptic transmission; synaptic transmission, glutamatergic. NCBI's taxonomy places the organism in Eukaryota, Metazoa, Chordata, Actinopteri, Syngnathiformes, Syngnathidae. Gene Ontology annotation, molecular function: kainate selective glutamate receptor activity; transmitter-gated monoatomic ion channel activity involved in regulation of postsynaptic membrane potential. Gene Ontology annotation, cellular component: presynaptic membrane; plasma membrane; kainate selective glutamate receptor complex. The coding region runs from base 285 to 2969 and encodes 894 amino acids.
UUCUCGUCGGUGCGCCAGCGUGUGCGUAAAUGAUGAGUCUUUGCCAAUUUGGAGACUUUUAAAGUCUUUAGAAGGAUUAUGUUGGGCGGGGAAUUAGUCCGACAGACAUUUUGGAUUUAGGAUUUUUAUUCGUGCAGCUUCUUCGGUUGUGUCGAGUUGACAUGAUGGAGGUGGUGGAGGUCUUAGAGGUGACCUGCAGCAUCAUCAUCAUCAGAGGACAAAAGGAAGAGCAUGGAGAUAGUUCCAGAUGCUGACUGCACGGUACCUUCUUUUUUGGGACGGUGAUGGACCGCCUGUUUCUUGUGGUUCCGGUUCUGCUAGUUUGCAUGUGGCACGCUGGGGCUCAGGUUCUGCGAAUUGGUGGCAUCCUGGAGACACGCGAGCGUGAGCUGCUGAGUUUGGACGAGUUGGCGUUCAAAUUCGCUGUGAACAACAUCAACAGAAACAAGACGCUCAUGCCCAAUGUCACGCUCACCUACGACAUCCAGCGCAUCAACCCCAAAGAUGGAUUUGAGGCUUCGCGCAGAGUGUGUGACCAGCUGUCCCUAGGUGUGGUCGCCGUGUUCGGUCCAUCUCACAGCUCUUCCGUCAGCGCCGUUCAGUCCAUCUGCAACGCUCUGGAGGUUCCGCAUAUCCAGACGCGCUGGAAGCAUCCGUCGGUGGACAACCGGGACACCUUCUUCAUAAACCUUUAUCCCGAAUAUACCGCCAUUGCCAGGGCCGUGCUGGACGUUGUCACCUUCUUCAAGUGGAAGAAGCUCACCGUCGUCUACGAGGACAGCACUGGUUUGAUGCGAAUGCAGGAAUUGAUCAAGGCUCCCGCCAAGCUAAACCUGAAGAUGAAAAUCCGCCAGCUUACGCCCGGCAACCAGGACGCCAGGCCGUUGCUCAAAGAACUCAAGCGGGACAAAGAGUUCUUCAUCCUCUUUGACUGCUCCUAUAGCAUGGCCUCGGAACUACUCAAACAGCUUUCAUCCAUGGGAAUGAUGACAGAGUACUACCACUUCUUCUUCACCACUUUGGACUUGUUUGCAUUGGACCUGGAACCAUACCGUUACAGCGGGGUCAACAUGACGGGUUUCAGGCUGCUCAACAUCGAUGAUCCUCAGGUGGCCUCCACUCUGGACAAGUGGGCAACGGAGAGGGUACAGGGCCCCAAGCAGGACGGCGGCCUCAUGGAUGGCGUCAUGACUACCGAUGCGGCUCUGAUGUACGACGCCGUCUUCCUGGUGUCCGUGGCAUCGCAGCGUGCCACUCAGAUGACUGUUGGCUCUUUGCAAUGUCACAGACACAAGCCCUGGCGAUUUGGACCUCGAUACAUGAAUCUUUUUAAAGAGGCACAGUGGGACGGACUGACAGGCCACAUCGUCCUCAACAAGAGCGACGGCCUGCGACGGGAGUUCGACUUGGACAUUAUCAGCCUGAAAGAGGACGGUAGCUCCAGGGGUGUCUUGGAGGGUGGAAGUCGCCUCACCAAAAGAUGGAUUAAGAUCGCCACGUGGAGCUCGAUGAAAGGAAUGCACCUGGUUGAGAAGUCCUCAUCGAAUAACAACAACGUGACCGACUCGCUGGCCAACAGGACACUGAUUGUCACGACCAUCCUGGAGAACCCAUAUGUGAUGCACAAGAAGUCUGACAAGGACCUGAGUGGAAAUGACCGUUUUGAGGGUUACUGCCUGGACCUCCUGAAGGAGCUCUCCAACAUCCUGGGCUUUACCUACGAGGUCCGCCUCGUGGCCGACGGGAAGUACGGUGCCCAGAAUGACAAGGGCGAGUGGAACGGCAUGGUACGAGAGCUCAUAGACCAUGUGGCCGAUCUGGCAGUGGCGCCGUUGACCAUCACGUACGUGCGUGAGAAGGUGAUUGACUUCUCCAAACCAUUCAUGACGCUAGGCAUCAGUAUUUUGUACCGCAAGCCUAAUGGCACCAACCCGGGAGUCUUCUCCUUCCUCAACCCGCUGUCGCCUGAUAUCUGGAUGUACGUCCUGCUAGCCUGCACCGGCGUAAGCUGCGUGCUCUUUGUCAUCGCCAGGUUUACCCCCUACGAGUGGUACAAUCCGCAUCCGUGCAACCCAUCCUCCACGUUGAUUCAGAACAAUUUUACUUUGCUCAACAGCUUCUGGUUUGGUGUGGGUGCACUUAUGCGACAAGGCUCAGAACUGAUGCCCAAGGCUUUGUCCACCCGCAUCGUCGGGGGCAUUUGGUGGUUCUUCACCUUAAUCAUCAUCUCGUCUUACACGGCCAACCUGGCCGCGUUCCUCACGGUGGAGCGCAUGGAUGCGCCCAUCGACUCGGCCGACGACCUGGCCAAGCAGACCCGUAUCGAGUAUGGGGCGGUGAGAGAUGGCUCCACCAUGACAUUCUUCAAGAAAUCCAAGAUCUCGACCUAUGAGAAGAUGUGGACCUUCAUGAGCAGCAGGAAGAACACAGCAUUGGUCAAGAACAACCGGGAAGGGAUCACGCGCGUCCUCACCACCGACUACGCCAUGCUGAUGGAGUCCACCAGUAUUGAGUACAUCAGCCAGAGGAACUGUAACCUCACGCAGAUAGGAGGACUCAUAGACUCCAAGGGAUACGGAGUAGGAACGCCCAUAGGUUCUCCAUAUAGGGACAAAGUGACCAUCGCCAUCCUUCAGCUACAGGAGGAGGGCAAGCUUCACAUGAUGAAGGAGAAAUGGUGGCGAGGGAACGGCUGCCCGGAGGAGGACAACAAGGAGGCCAACGCGUUGGGUGUGGAGAACAUCGGCGGCAUUUUCAUCGUGCUCGCCGCCGGCUUGGUCCUUUCAGUCUUCGUGGCCAUCGGCGAGUUCAUCUACAAAGCUCGCCGCAACGCUGACAUCGAGGAGGCCUUCUGUUUCUUUUACGGGGUGCAGUCUCGCCAGUUUCAGCGGCGUGGUUCCACUUCCUCCUCUGGAACAUCCUUGUCCACUGAUCUGGAGAGCGGCAGGCUACUUGGUGAUGAAGAAUAAAUAAUAGACUCCACCAUCAGUUGACAAGACAGCUCCCACAGACAUUCCACCACACCUACCCGUCAGGGGCCGACCAAGGCAGAGCAUUUAAUUUUCACUGUGAUAAACUCAAACACACGCAGCAAAAACGCCAGAUUUAGGUGGAAAUAGGGCAGAGGUUUUACUGCAUCCAAGCAGACAGGAGUGUCUCAAAAGUGAUUUGAGGAUUCAAGGUAAUUAUUAUAUUAAAUAGCACCAUGCAUGCACUUUGAAAUGUUGUGAAAAAAAAUCAAUGGAUAAAAUUAGUGUAACUUUGGCUUGAAAUAUUUACAUAAAAUGAACAAUAACUGCCUGUUUUUUUUUUUUCUUUUUACCAAGAAUCCAGACUGUUUUACCUUCAUAUCUAUAGAAAUUCCGCAUUUUACGUGUUUAUUUACAAAAAUUUUCAACUUAAAAAGCUAUUUGUUUCGUGACGGCCGCCAUGUUGGAUUACACAAUACCGUAAUUUUGGCUUGAAAUAUUUAUGUAAAAUGAACGAUAACUGCCCGUUUUUUGCUUUUAACCAAGGAUCUAGACUGUUUUACGUUCAUAUCUAUAGAGAUUCCGUGAUUUAAGUGUUUAUUUGUAAGAAUUUUUAGCUUAAAAAGCUCUUUGUUUCGUGACAGCCGCCAUGUUGGAUUUUGUAUAUCUACACAAUAGCGGGAUUCAGCCUGAAUAAGUUGUGAUUGUACGUAUAUAGAAAAAUGCAAAUUUUGCUUUUAUUAAGUAAAAUUAAGAUGACUGCAUGCUUUCCUUGAGUAUUAAGUUUCUGUUAUGAAAAUUGAGUGAUUUAUUAGCUGUUGAAAACUUGCACUAAAUUUAAAAAAAAAAAAAAAAAAAGUUGCUGUUUUGGGCAAAAACUUGUACGAUAUGUUAAGUAUUGCCAUUGAUCCUGAAAAUAUAGGUGAUUAUCUCUGCAUUUAGUGAUUUUUUUGCAUCUAGCGUGAAAAUAUAGGUGAUUAUCUCUGCAACCUAGUUAUACUUGUUUAAAGAAACAAUAAUAACCAGGAUUUUAUUAGGGAACGAAUUUGAAGUUUUUGAUGUUGCUGCUCAUGAAGACUCAUAUAUGCCUGUUUUGGUUUUAGGACGCUCGCGGCUUUGGUUUUGAAAAUAUUUAAAUUAAGUUUUUGAAAAUAGGCCCCCUAUACGGAUCGGCCUUGUGUCCCGUCAACUGAUAGUGAAGUCUAUGACUGUACUGGUACCGCAUUUUUUGAAAAGUAAAAUAACAUUUCUUUUAAUACAGUGGUACCUCAGCUUACGAACUUCUCGACAAAACCGAAUUUUAAGGUUACGACAUGCCUCAAGGGGAAAAUAUUGCCUCUUGUUAUGAAAGAAAUUUCAGCACACAAGAGGCUAAAGUAAAGUACAGUAUGGGCUGCUACUCGCAGCUCCCAGACUUUAUUGAACGUAACAAACUCAUAGCUGCUCUGCCAUUGGAUAUUGCCUGGCAUCUUCCUGGCAUCCAAUUGGCUAAGAGGGAACUUUAUGUGUGCAUCCCAGCGUCCUCUUCAUUCACCCCUCGGCCAUGAGGUGUUCCGACAGCUUUACGUGAGUGUAUUAACUGUUAUUCUUUAUUCUUUGUUUUUGACAUGAUGCACAACUCACAUUUUAUGUUUAUUGUGCAAUAAUCUAACUGUAAUGUGUGAAUUUAUGUCUUAAUUUUGAUGGGCUUGAAACAGAUUAGGGCAGGGGUCGGGAACCUAUGGCUCACGAGCCAGAUCUGGCUCUUUUGACGACUGCAUGUGGCCCGCAGACAAAUCUUUAAUUAUUUAAAAAAAAAAGUUUCGUUACACUCCUUUGCACAUUGCACGAAAACGGCUACGGUCACCGGCGACUAGAAUGUCGGUUCGCAGUAAUUUUAGUGGGAAAGCGGUAAACAUACAUGUUGUUGUGCCUACAGUGGGGCAAAU